GCCGCCCUGGAGGCAGCUGGCGACCUCCAGCAGGCCGCCAAGGAUUUGGCGGGUGAGCGCGAGGCGGAGCGCCAGCGCGCCGCCGCGAGGGGGGGGGGCGGCCCCCCCUCGCCGCCGCCCCUCGGCCCGCUGGACGACGCGUCGAGGCAGGACGCUUCGGACCACUUCGGCUCGAACACCUUCCGCUUGCUGGAGGUCCGACGGUGCUUGGAGAGGUGCUUGGCACUAGCCCGGCUGCUGCAGCGCGGAGCGGCAACCAGUGAAGUGUUACCAGGCGGCGCCGCGCCGGCGCCGCCGGCGCUGGAGCCCGGCGGCCGGGCCUCGGUGGUGG
Molecule: messenger RNA, 331 nt
Organism: Prorocentrum cordatum
Lineage: Eukaryota; Dinophyceae; Prorocentrales; Prorocentraceae
Source: the annotation of a GenBank genome assembly